This is a messenger RNA of Vicia faba (fava bean), 753 nucleotides long. The record is from the annotation of a GenBank genome assembly. NCBI's taxonomy places the organism in Eukaryota, Viridiplantae, Streptophyta, Magnoliopsida, Fabales, Fabaceae.
AUGGCUUCUUCUACCACCACCAAAGUGUCACUGAAGCUUCUUAUUGACACAAAGAAUGAGAAAGUUCUCUUUGCUGAAGCUUCAAAAUCUGUUAUAGAUUUUCUUUUCAACUUGCUAUGCUUGCCUAUUGGUACUGUUGUUAAGCUCCUAAGUGCUAACAACAUGGUUGGUAGCUUAGGAAAUCUGUAUGAGAGUGUUGAAAAUCUGAACCAGAAUUACAUGCAACCAAACCAAACUAAGGAUGUUCUCUUAAACCCAAAAGCUCAAAGCUCUUCCACUGAAAUCUCAGGCUUCCUUACUCAGAACGAUGUCAAUGAAGACGAUGAUGAAGAAACAAAGUUAUACAUGUGUCCAAAUAAGUGUAAGUUUGAGGUGACAAAUGAUAACACAACUCGCUGUACUGGGUCUGGCGUCCACUCUCCUUUUGGGUAUGCAGGCCAUUGUUCUUGCUCAAACACUAUGAGCAGUGAGGUACGUUAUAUUGAAAAUAAGAAGGUGGCUAAAAAGAGAGCUUUCAUUCCCAAUGGAUUUGUGAAGGAUGUUGUGACUUUUAUGGUGAUGGAUGAUUUGGUGAUUCAACCAAUGUCAACAGUAUCAAGCAUCACACUGUUGAACAAGUUCAAUAUCAAAGAAAUAGGUACCUUGCAAGAAAAGAAUGUUGAAAUGGGAAUGGACGAGGGUAUCAAGUUGCUUAAGGCUUCUCUGCAAUCCAAAAUGGUCUUGACAAGCGUUUUCAUCAAGAAGCAAAAGUGA